This is a messenger RNA of Prorocentrum cordatum, 513 nucleotides long. Lineage: Eukaryota; Dinophyceae; Prorocentrales; Prorocentraceae. The record is from the annotation of a GenBank genome assembly.
AUGAAGGCUGACUUAAACAGUUACAAUGUUUCAUCCAGGGGCAGUGCGUCUCAAGGAACGGAGCAAGCAGGAGGAGGGAAAGGAGGAGGAGGAGGCAAAGAGGAAACCCAGAAGGAGUUGCGCAGAAGGCAGGUGGUUGCCUUCGGCUUCGACGGGAACACGCCGGCUCCGACCGUGGUAAACGAGCUGAAGGAGAAGCUCAGCAAUAUCAUCGGCAACGAUCCUACGACAAUUGUGAAGACUACCACCGACCCUGCCAAAUUUGGUAUUAUUGAGUUCUCCACUCUGCAGGCGAAGGUCAACUUCUGGAAAAAGGUACGCGACAAACUAAACUCAGACGAAGAAGCAUUCGGCGACAUACUCUUCCAGAACAAUUCGACUAAGGUUGCCACGAGUAUGACAACGGAGCGGGCGCGAGCAAUUUCACGGUGGGAUCCUGAACGGGAUGCGCAGACACAGACGCAACGACGGGUUGGACGACCGAAAACACGAUGGUGGGAUGAUGUGCUGUGA